Paralichthys olivaceus (Japanese flounder) is the source of this 3263-nucleotide messenger RNA. The record is from RefSeq and is a predicted model, not a curated record. NCBI's taxonomy places the organism in Eukaryota, Metazoa, Chordata, Actinopteri, Pleuronectiformes, Paralichthyidae.
CUCUGUUGUUUUCUGUACAUCUCUUUCUGGAGGUUGCGAGCCUGGUGUGUGUCUGAACGUUACCAGCCAUGGCAUCGGCAAAUGUUACCCUGGAAAAUCAGCUACACAGUGCACAGAAGAACCUGCUGUUCCUCCAGCAGGACCAUGCCAACACGUUGAAGGGGCUACACGCAGAGAUCCGCAGAUUGCAAGAGCAGUGCACAGACCUGACAUAUGAGCUGACUGUGAGAAGCUCUGAUCCCUCAGACAACAGUGAAGUCCGCUGCAAGGAGCUGCAAUGGAGGUGUGAGGAGCUCGAGGCUGAGCUGAAGAAGAAGGAGGAGGAGAACACAGAGCUGCUCAGGGAUCUGGAGCAGAAGAACGCCAUGAUCUCUGUCCUGGAAAACACCAUCAAGGAGAGGGAGAAAAAGUAUUUGGAGGAGCUUAAGAUGAAGAGCCACAAGCUGGCCAUCUUGUCCGGGGAGCUCGAGCAGAGAGCGAGCACCAUCGCUUACCUCACCUCACAACUUCAUGCCACUAAGAAGAAGCUGUUGGCUGGCUGCUCCUCAGAGGCCAGUCCCAAUGUCAGUCCAGUCACAUCAUACAAGCCCACGCCACCUCAAGCCAAGGACAGACAGCCUGAAACCCCACGACGCCGUAUGAAGAAGAGCCUCUCGCAGCCUCUUCACCCCGAGUUGACAGAGGUGUACAAGCUCGGCCAGGAUGGGAGGCGGCUAAUUUUGCGGGAGACGGUUGACGCCAUGCCUGACCCCACACCCUUCCUUCAGGCUGGCAGAGAGUCUCCAGAACAUCAGGUUGUGCGUGAACGGCCUGCUGUCAUCCCUCCCAUUGCAUCUGAGCGCUCCCCCGUCCCUCCCCUGGGUGCCAUGGCCAGCCCUCGUCACAGCCCCGCUCGAGACCGCCAGUACAGGGCUCACGUGGGCGUGGCGCACCGCAUCCCACUUGGCAACCCUCCCCUGGCCCCACCCCAAGCAGAGCUGGAGACACUGGCCGUGGACCAGGUCAAUGAGGAGAAGGUUGUGCGGAAGCGCUCAGGAGCCGACAGGACAGUUUAAAACUGCAACGCUAAAAUGCACAUUAACAUACACACAUCUACUGUACAUGCACUACACUGCAAUAGCAGGAAUGAGUCUGACCCACUGUGUAGCCUGCUUUUUACACAACAUUGCAAUGUAAAAAAAAUUAUGAUUUUGUUUAUGGUAUUCCAUAAAGAGUUUUUCUUAAUAUAUAGUAGAAAAAAACUACUAUAAAGCAUGCCAAAUGUUUCUUAAUACAACCCAUUUACAUCUUGUAUUACACACAGGUUUUUCUUUUUUGCUUUCACUUCACGUGGCGCAUACAACCAACUCUCGGCCAAAUAUCUGCAUCAGUGCCUGCUUGACCGGUUCAUACACAAGCUGCAUAGUGUAGUCAUGGCUAUAGCAUAUCUCUGUCCUCUCCUUCUUCUCAGAAACCGUCUGGGCGCAUCAACAAACUAUAUAACAAGAUGUCUGCAGCUGCGUAGGAAUAGAAUUAAAAUGAUGAAACGUAAAUGCUUCCAAAACAUCUUUCCUCUUCUUGUGAUAUCAGUAUAAUAAUGUUACUGUAAGUACGAGCUGCAUAAUGUGCAAUUGAAAUCUGCUGGUUGUCAAGGUGAGGGAGCUGAAAUUUCACCCUGCAUUUGUUGACUGGCGAAAAACAGCAGCAACAUGUUUGGAUGCAGCAUGAAAUGAGAUGAACAGGGAGUCUGUUUUUGUGUGUGUGUGUGUGUGUGUGUGUGUGUGUGUGUGUGUGUGUGACAUUGAGAGAGAGUGAGGGUGUGUGUGUGUUUCACAGAGAGACAAUGAAGGCCAUUGUGAGAAUUAAGUUGGGCUUAAACAAUAUCCAUUGAUGUUAUUUGUGAUAAAAGGGCAAUUUUGAAAACACUGCUGUAGUAGGAGUUUGUGAUAUUAUUAUUAUUGAUAAUAAUCUGUACUUUAUAAAGGCUGUACAUUUGUAAUGAAUUCUUUUUUUUAAAUCUAUUGUUUAAUAGAGAACCCAAAAGCACCUCAGUAGUUGCUGCACCACCAAAUCGAUGGUAAUUAUAAUCACUCAAUAAUCUGCUUUUCACAUUAACACCACUUGUCCUUGACGUAUAUGAAUCAAUACAAUAAAGCAGCGCUUUUUUGGUUUGGUUACUUGGUUUCUGUGUAUAACGGUGAUAAAGAUAUUAAGGAGAAGACAACAUGGACUUCUUAAAGUUUGGGGCCAUUACAACAAGUCAACUAGACGACUCUUGAGUCUAAUGAAGAGAUGUACAAAAUCGUAUUUCCUCAUUUAGUGUUUGAUGUUGGUUGACACAAGUGCCUGUCCAGAGUCACCUGUAGGUGUUGACUGGUUGUGAUCUGGUGAUUGUAACAUGUGAUUUUGAUACUUAUCAAAAUCACAUCCCCCCCCCCUUUUUAGUUGUCUUUUUAGUUUGUCACUAAAAAGACUCGUGAAUUCCAGCUGUUUUUACAACUGUGUGUGUAGUUCAACCAGUUGGCCACUCGAUGUCACUCAAACAGUAAAAGCUGAUCGAUAGAGAUGCAUGGAAAACAAGACAUAUCACCAGUAUCUAUACAAACACUAUGCAGUUUUUUGUGUGAUAUAUCGUUAAAUGUGUAGAUUUAUUCCCCUUAACUGAAAAGAAAUGGCUUAAAUGCUCCAAAAUGUUUGGAGAAUGUUGGCCUCCUGAAUAAACUAUGAAGAAACACGCGAAGGCCUCCCCUGUGAGCUGACAGAACCAGGAUUAAUCUGCUGAUUACUCUUAAGACUCUAAACUCUAAACACAGUCUUCAUGUAAAUAAAUACAAAUAAUUUCUGAAUAAACACUAAGGUUGCUGAAAGCUAAACGACAUUUGAUAUGGUCACUUGGUAAAUCAUAAAAUAGUAGUAUCUCUGGUGAGGAUUUGGCAGGCAGAAAUAAAUCAGAAAGUCUCACCUUUGAUUUAUUAUUUAGUCUUUAAUAAUGAAUUGAAUGUUUUCUGCUUUUCAACCCUCCAGCAUAGUUAUUACCUUUAACAGAAACCUGGUCUCUAUUCCAACCUGUUCUGCCACUGCUACAAAUCUUUUCAUGUCAAAUUUCCAAUAACAUUCAUUUUUGAUAAGGUCAAAGAUAUUGUGCACGAGGCCUGACAAUUCAGUAGCAGAGCUGUCUUGCUUUACUACAUGUGAAUCCAGUUUAUUAGCAAUAAACAUAAGAAAGAAUGUAUCAAUAGUAAAUAUUAGUAUUAUUGUUUUUUUUUUUUUUACAUUUCAUAGAU